AUGGCAAAGUCUAAGGCCAAACAGCGGAAAUUUACGCCAAAAUCGCCGUCGGAUGCGCUCGAGCUCGGAGAGGAGGAACAGCAACGUCUGAUCGACCAAACUGGCAUCCUCAAACGCGCCUCGGAGAUGUACGCUGCACGACCAAGCACCGACCCACUCAGUCAUCCCUCGCAGAAGGGCUCUCUGCUUAUGCCUUCCCGUACGUCCGAAUGGACAUUCUGGGACGAAAUAUUUGCUACCGUGGUCAUCGUGAUGCCGCUCAGUUUUCUGCUCUUACUCAUGCACAUUCUCUGUCAUGUUCAAUACCAACAGCGUCCGGAUUACUGGGUCAUUGCCGAACGUAUGGGGAGUAGUGUGCCGAUUCUCUCCGUGUUCACAUUCUAUACCAAUAGGUAUAAACAACAUCGAAGGAUGCAGUUUGGCUUCUUCAUGCUCUGUAUCCUUGCCGGCUCGCGCAUGGUUUGGGUGAUCAAUAAUGGAAAUUGGAAGAUGAACAUGGAACAGACUCCGUCUUUGGGCGUCCUUUGGGUAUAUACUGUCGUGCAGCUUGACCUUGCGCCAGCCGUCCUCGGUUUAGCGCUUGUCGGCCUGUACACGUGGCUAACAGGCCAACACGUCAUGUUCAACUCACCCCGAUAG
Molecule: messenger RNA, 639 nt
Organism: Peniophora sp. CBMAI 1063
Lineage: Eukaryota; Fungi; Basidiomycota; Agaricomycetes; Russulales; Peniophoraceae
Source: the annotation of a GenBank genome assembly